Messenger RNA from Dromiciops gliroides (monito del monte), 1249 nucleotides. RefSeq names its product galanin receptor 3 (gene GALR3). Gene Ontology annotation, cellular component: membrane. Gene Ontology annotation, biological process: neuropeptide signaling pathway; adenylate cyclase-modulating G protein-coupled receptor signaling pathway; negative regulation of adenylate cyclase activity. NCBI's taxonomy places the organism in Eukaryota, Metazoa, Chordata, Mammalia, Microbiotheria, Microbiotheriidae. Gene Ontology annotation, molecular function: galanin receptor activity. Bases 101 to 1249 code for a protein of 382 amino acids. The record is from RefSeq and is a predicted model, not a curated record. The transcript is spliced from 2 exons.
UACCGAAGCCAGAGUUGGACCUGAUCCUCCAGAGGUGAUGUGACUGGGGCAGAGGACGGCAGGGCUGCGACCUCCCUCUUCCCCACCCCCUGAUGUGGAGAUGCCAGACACGUGGAACGGGUCCUCAGAGGGCCUGGGCACCCAAGGGGCAGUGGGUGUCGUGGUCCCCGUGGUCUUUGCCCUCAUCUUCCUCCUGGGCACAGUCGGCAAUGGGCUAGUGCUGGCCGGGCUGCUCCGUCCCGGUCAGUCCAAGGGCAGCCCCACCGACUUGUUCAUCCUCAACCUGGCCGUGGCCGAUCUGUGCUUCCUAGUGUGCUGCGUGCCCUUCCAGGCUGCCAUCUACACCCUGGACAGCUGGCCUUUCGGGACCUUCGCCUGCAAGGCUGUGCACCUCCUCAUCUAUCUCACCAUGUAUGCCAGCAGCUUCACUCUGGCAGCUGUCUCCGUGGACAGGUACCUGGCUAUCCGCCAUCCCCUGCGCUCCCGGUCCCUCCGAACGUCCCAGAAUGCCUGGGCUACCAUCGGCCUGAUUUGGCUCCUGGCCCUCCUCUUCUCGGGGCCUUACUUCAGCUAUUACUGGACAGUACAGUACGGGAGGCUGGUGCUGUGUGUGCCCGGCUGGGAGGACGAGAGUCGCCGGGCACUGGACCUGGUCACUUUUGCCGUAGGAUACCUACUGCCCGUGGCCGUGGUCAGCCUGGCCUAUGCCCGCAUCCUCUGCUUCCUCUGGGCGGCCGUGGACCCCAGGAGCCCAGCCUUGGAGGCCCGGCGCCGGGCCAAAGGUCGGGCCGGCCGAGCCAUGUUGGCGGUGGCCGCCCUCUUUGGCCUCUGCUGGCUGCCCCACCACGUGGUCAUCCUGUAUUUCUGGUUUGGCCACUUCCCCUUCAACUGGGCCACCUAUGCCUGUCGCCUAGCUUCCCACUGCCUCUCUUAUGCCAAUUCCUGCCUCAACCCCCUCGUCUAUGCCCUGGCCUCCAAGCACUUCCGGAAACGCUUCCGCCAUCUCUGCCCCUUCUGCUGCCAUGGACACCGCCACCAAUGGCUUCCAGCCCAAGGAUCUGGUCCUCCAAAGCGGGCCAGGGUCCACCGUCGGGUGCACGCAGCAUCCCUCGGGCUAGCUCCCCUCCCCGGGAGGGACGCAUGCUCUGUGAUUCCCCAGCCCCAGGAGGAGGGGGCCCACCCCUCCCGCGUGAGAGGGCAGUCCCCCAUAGAGGGGAAAGAGAGGGAGCUGCUUCCCGAAGUUUGCUAG